Messenger RNA from Paramecium sonneborni, 1199 nucleotides. The record is from the annotation of a GenBank genome assembly. Lineage: Eukaryota; Ciliophora; Oligohymenophorea; Peniculida; Parameciidae.
AUGUACGUUUUGCUACUUCAAUUAGUGAUUCUAGUUUAUGGAUAUCCAAUUUUAGAAAAUGGUUAGUUACUAAUUGGAGCUGAAGGUAUAGCUUGUGAAAAAGACACAAUUACUCAUAUCAAAUUCUUAAAUGUUUACAAAGUUUAUGUUCCAUAAGUAAUCUUCGUUUUGAGUAAUUACACCAAUGAAAUGCAGUUCUCUGAUUUUGCUUUAGACAUACAUGUUGAGCUCAUGAAAGUUAACACAACAGGUAAUAUAAAUUCAAGAUCUAAAUAGGAUUCACAAUUUAAGUAGUUUGUUCAAAAAGCUGCACUAAGUCAGUACUUUAUACUUGGUAUGCUUUUGGAGGAGAUACUUAUGAUUCUGGAUGUUUUCCAUUGUAAGAAAGAGCUUAAGUAACUUUGGAACAAAUUUACACAUCUCCAAUGUAACAUUCAGUAUUUAUUUCUGGGUUUGCUGGUUUUUUUAAAUAUGGUGGCAAGAAACCUAUGCUAAAAUUAUACUCUUCUUUUGAUAAUUAAAAUCUAACGAUACAAGUUGAAUCUACUUUUUAAUAUGUGUAUAUCUGCUAUAUAUUAGCUUAAGACAUGAGUUCAACUACACUUAAUGAUACAGAAGUAGCAAGUAUAUUUAAUUGAAAUAUUCAAAAGCUCUGGUUUAAAAGGGAACAUAUUUAGAUGAUACACUAAUUUUGGGAAUGGAAUCUUUCUAAUUAUUCGGCAAUAAUCUUUAAAUAUAAAUGUUGAAUGACAAAUCCUUCUUUCCUAAAUAAAUUGAAUUAACUGUCAAGGUUGCAAAACUUUAUGAACCAACUUAUAGAAUGUGUCCUAAGGUUUAUACAGAAUGUAUGUUUCAAGGAGAUCCUAUUUAUGUUUGCGAUGAUACUGUUAAAUUAACUAAUAUUUGGAAAGAAUUCAAAAGUUUAAGAGUGUAUGAUUAAAAAAUGAAAUUCAAAUUAAAUAUAGUUAGUAAUGAUAACAUAUUGGUAAUUUUCUAUUUUUAAUUUUCUUUAGUGGCUUUCUGAAGAUAUUGAUUGUAGUUAUGAUAUGUAUGAUUAAUUAAUGGAAUUCAAAAUAAAAAACUAACCAAUUGAGAGAUAAAUAAUUAGAAAAAGAAAAAUGCUAGGAAUGCUUUAUGAUGAAUAAACUGAAGAUGAUUAAGAAUACUCUGAAGAUACUAUUUUAAUAGGUUAAUCAUGA